This is a messenger RNA of Brassica rapa (field mustard), 3509 nucleotides long. Its product is annotated as O-glucosyltransferase rumi homolog. The record is from RefSeq and is a predicted model, not a curated record. NCBI's taxonomy places the organism in Eukaryota, Viridiplantae, Streptophyta, Magnoliopsida, Brassicales, Brassicaceae.
UAUGAGUGUUUUAAAACUUUUAACACAAUAAUAAGUACAUAGUUUGAUGAACGUUUUUUUGACAUAUAUAAAUAAUUUGAAGUUUGAUUUAACUAUUUAAAAUCAUUAAUAAUAACUUAAUUUGUGACUAAGUUCAAAACAAUUUUUUUUGCUUUUAUUUUAAACCAAUUUAAGUUUAAUCCGUGAAACACUAUAGCUUCAGUUGGUGACCACUAGAAGAAUGAAAAAAAUGAACAAAAUAAAAAAUAAAAUUUUGGAAUUGAAAAAAUAAAAAAAUAUGAAUUUUUGUUCAAUUUGUUCCUUAUCAAAAUUGCAUAGGAAAAUUUUUUUCUUGUAAAUUCAUUCCUCCCUGGGAAAUUUAAAAGAAAAAAAUGAGAUCUACCUUUCAAUAAUUUGACUAAAAUUUCAACAUAACUGGUAUAAAUUUUGAGGAACAAAGAAUUUACCAUAAUAUUUUUCCUUCAACAUGUUCACCAAUUAGAGUUUUAUAAUGCGGAUUUUUGGAUUAAUAAGACAUGCCCGCAUGUGCGGGCAAAACACCUAGUAUAUAUAUAUUUCAUCAUAAAUUUAAUAAAAUAGUACUUAUAGUUUUUUUAUAAAAAAAAAAUAUUAAUUUUAGAUGUCGAUAAUUUGUUUGCCAAAGAACCUAUAAAAUUAUUUUGCUAGCCCUGCAACAAAUUGUGUAUUUAGAACAGAAACAUAUAAACCAAAGAUAAGAGAGUUCAAAAUCCAUAGCAGCAUACGCAUACGUAAUAUUUCAAGUCUAACGAAACAUGGCUUUUGAUCAUUUGAUCAAGAAAAAAAAAAAGAAAAAACGAAACAUGGCUAGUUAAUGACCCAUAAUAAGAUGUUAAAAUUAGGUUAAAGCUGAAGAAUCAACGACAUGAAGUGAAAGAACAUGUGCUCUAUACCAAUCUCCCGAUUGAAAAAUCUCGCUUAGAUUUAAACGAAAACUUUCGAUCAGGGCCCCAAAAACGUUUUUCUUAGGCAAGGUUUGUCAACUCGUGUUGUUGCGCAAUAGAAAAAACAUGUGGUUUUGUCGUGGCUUGCGACAUUAAAUUUUGAAUCCUUGCCCUGAGGAAGGGAUAAUUAUACUAUUAAGGUUUUUGUGACUUCCAAACCUUAUGACUAACGAAGCGGACAGUUUUAGAAAUGUCUAUUGCUACGUUGAUUGCAUACAAAUAUCAGUCACAAAAAUACUAAAAUCUAAAUAACAAACUGAUUUCUUUUCCGCUGUAACUAUAAUGUUCAUUAGUCAAACGAAUGUUGAAGGAGUUUCUCAGAUUCACUUCUCAAUCUCAGAAGUUAUUUUUGGCCAAAAGGUCGAGAAAGGUUUAAUGUAAGUAUUGUUAUUACACAAAAUAUAUUUUAGAAUAAAAAUUAGGGUAGUUAAUGAAGAGUAAAAUGUAUGUAAAUCAACUAUUUAUUCAAUAAUAUAUUUUGUUUACUUCGUAAAUAUAUUUUUGUCCCAAACCUAUAAGGUUUUAUGACUCCCAAACCUAUAAGAUUUGUUAUGACUUUAUUAAAUAAAACCCUCAAUGUGUUGCAUUAUUAAAGCUUGAUGGUUCACAUUACUUUCCUCACAAGAUUCUCUCUCUUUCUUCUUCUUCUUCUCUCUCUUUUUGUCCUCUUUCCCAAACUCUUUCGAAUCUUCUCUUCGAUUCUCUCCAUCUUCUUCUUUUUGGUUUCUCCGUCGGUGAAGAGUAUAACAACAGCAGCCACCGAUGAGAAGCUCACCGUCCAAGAACGAGCCAGGAGGUGGGCAUUCUCGCAAUUUCACGAACUGGUCUCCCUUUGUCAAGUCCUCCGGUUUUGGAAUAUCUCCCAACAGAUCCUACGCCCUCCUCUCCUUACUCACCCUACUCAUCGUCGGCGCGUUUAUCUCCACGCGCAUCCUACUAGACCCCACCGUUCUGCUAGAGAAAGAGGCCGUCACGACAAAGACUAGAUCACAUACGAUAUUCCCAAAAUACCCUCCUCCGACUCCAGUAACUACACAAAGCCCUAAACCCGAGUUCACACUACACUGCUCCGCCAACGACACCAAUGCAACGUGUCCAAGAAACAACUACCCGGCCACGGAGAGCUUCGGAGAAGAUGCUCCGACCGCCACGUGUCCGGAUUACUUCCGAUGGAUCCACGAGGAUCUCCGUCCCUGGGCGAAGACAGGGAUCACGAGGGAGGCACUGGAGCGGGCCAGGAAGACUGCGAAUUUCCGGUUAGCGAUCGUCGGCGGGAGAGUCUACGUGGAGAAGUUUCAGGAUGCGUUUCAGACGAGAGAUGUGUUCACCAUCUGGGGAUUCUUGCAGCUUCUAAGGAAGUACCCUGGGAAGAUUCCUGAUCUCGAGCUCAUGUUUGACUGCGUUGACUGGCCGGUCGUUAGAGCUUUGGAUUUCGCCGGAGUCGACGCGCCGUCGCCUCCGCCGCUGUUUCGGUACUGCGGAAACGAGGAGACGCUCGAUAUAGUGUUUCCUGAUUGGUCCUUCUGGGGGUGGUCGGAAGUGAAUAUAAAGCCAUGGGAGAGUUUGUUGAAGGAACUAAGAGAAGGGAACCAGAGGAGCACUUGGAUAAACAGAGAGCCUUAUGCUUAUUGGAAAGGGAAUCCAUCUGUGGCCGAGACAAGACAAGAUCUUAUGAAGUGUAAUGUCUCCGAGGAACACGAAUGGAACGCUCGUGUAUACGCUCAGGAUUGGAUCCGAGAAUCAAAGGAAGGCUACAAGCAAUCAGACUUGGCGAGUCAAUGCCAUCACAGAUAUAAGAUAUACAUAGAAGGGUCUGCAUGGUCCGUUAGCGAGAAGUACAUUUUAGCAUGUGACUCGGUGACUCUGCUGGUGAGACCCCAUUACUAUGAUUUCUUCACUCGAGGCCUGCUUCCGGCUCACCAUUAUUGGCCCGUUAGGGAGCACGACAAGUGCCGCUCCAUCAAGUUUGCUGUUCAUUGGGGCAACUCUCACAUUCAAAAGGCGCAGGAUAUUGGAAAGACGGCGAGCGAGUUCAUCCAACAAGAACUCAAGAUGGACUACGUGUAUGAUUACAUGUACCACCUUUUAACUGGAUACGCGAAACUCCUUCAGUUUAAACCAGAGAUCCCCCAGAAUGCCAUGGAGAUAUGUUCGGAAACAAUGGCGUGUCCAAGGAGCGGGAACGAGCGUAAGUUUAUGACGGAGUCACUAGUGAAGCACCCUGCAGAGACCGGUCCGUGUACCAUGCCGCCUCCGUACGACCCGGCGUCGUUUUACGCGGUUGAGAAGAGGAAACAAAGUACAACUAAGAGAAUACUACAGUGGGAGAUGAAGUACUGGAACAAGCAGAAUCAAACCGGCUCUUGAAUUUUUUUUAGCUUCGUUUCUUUUUUUUGUUGUAUAGAGAAAUAACAUAUAUAUAAUCCGGUUUAUUGUUGUUAUAGGUUGCCACGUUACAUGUUUCGAGUUUAGGCUAUUUCAUACGGAAUCAGAACGAAAAAAACUUCACACAGUUAUCUAAAUUUAUGAAGAUGUUAUUAUUUAUUA